AUGUGUCUCUCGUACAAAGCUCGCUUCUGGGAUGUUCUUCACGCCUGCACCUCCUUGGUCGGCACCUUAGCUCUGGGUAUGGCUCUACUCCUCUACGAAGGCUCCUUCCUGAAUGCUGUGGAGCCAGAAGGGUCCUUGCACUGGGGAAGGCUUUACUUUAUCACACCCAGACAGAGUGAAGGGACGGGGCUGUGGAACUCGGGGGGUCUCAGCCUGGAGGCUGGAGGCCUCGCGGGGCCCUGGACACCUCAGAGGGGGCGGUCGGUGGGUGGAAGGGGUCACCCGAGUUCCCGGCUUUGCCUGGCGGGGUCUUGCCCUCUCAGCCCUACAGGCCUAGCGAGGCCACGUGACUCGCACAGAGGAGCAAGGUGCAGUGAGAAACAAAGGUGA
This is a messenger RNA of Rangifer tarandus platyrhynchus (Svalbard reindeer), 390 nucleotides long. NCBI's taxonomy places the organism in Eukaryota, Metazoa, Chordata, Mammalia, Artiodactyla, Cervidae. The record is from the annotation of a GenBank genome assembly.